CUGGCAGUCCGAAGCCACGUCGCUCCAAUUUUGGCUCCUGAUGCCCCCACUUCGGCCGAAAAUCCACUCACGCCUGAGCAUAUGUCUAUGAAAUUUUUCUCGGGUCUACAGGACCUUCUCGGCUUGUACGACUCUGCGGGGACAACUUCUCCGCAAUCACCCUCCUCACCCAUUCCUCCUUCGAAUGGAAUUUUUAAUAACACUCUACCAAGACCAGGCGUAAGACGCUCUCCUUCCGAUAUUAAUUCACAACCAGUAGAUGAUGAAGGCCCAAUACAGAAAUGUUCACACGAUCGAAGUGUUCGUUUUGAUGACGACGUUGUCACGGGUUAUUCAGAAGCUCCUUGCCCGUUCCUUGAACUGUCUGGUGGAGAGCCAGGAGAGCAUAAACCUAACCCAGAAGAAAUUCUGAAAUGCUAUAGAGAAGCUUGCGAGCGCAACAAAAUCGCCCCCAGUCCAGCAGUUGAAAAACAGAUUGGCUAUAUGCAUCGAUCUCCAGCUGUACGUCAAGAGUCUUUGUCCUUAAAGGGGGAACGGGUUUCACCUCAGCAAAUGGAAGCUCUCGAGGAAAUAUUCAAACGGGUACAAUUCGACACUUUGGAUUUUGAGUACACUUUUCUGAACGACGAGUGUUUGAUAGCUCUCUCUGAGAUGUUAGAGUUUUAUGAUUCCACAGAAAGACUGAAUCUCUCCUUCAAUAGAGAUAUAAGUUCUUAUGGAUGGACAAUGUUUUUCAGGUGUCUUCGUUAUUGCACUUCUCUUCGAGUUUUGAAUCUUCGUUAUACAACGGUUGAGAGAGCUCUGACUCAAAUGUGCAAAAGCUUCAAAGCAAAUCCACCUCUUUCGAUAACAUGUCUACAUUUGGAGAAUAUCUCGGUUUCUAGUAAAAGUUUACAGACAUUAAUAAGAGCACUAAAAAAUAAUACAACUCUCAAAGAGCUUUAUCUAGGAGAAAAUAUGCUCCAACCUACUGAUGCUCUUCACUUACUGGAACUUAUCGAAUGCAAUACUACUUUACAAAUGUUAGACCUGCGCAAUAACGAACUCGGGGACGUUGGUUUACAACACCUUUGUAAAGCUUUUAGUAGUGAAGCAGCUUGUACACGAAGCUCUCUCUCUACUCUUGUUUUAUGGAACAAUCGCAUAACAGCUGCAAGCAUGAGUAAUUUAGCAUCUGUGCUGAAAGAGAAUCACAAUAUUGAAACUGUAAAUAUUGGUAAUAAUCUGUUAGGAGUUGAAGGAAUUCACAGGUUGAAAGCCGCCUUAUCUUCAACAUCCAACUUACACAGGCUUGGCUUGCAGAAUACAAAACUUGAUUGCGAAGCUGCGAUAGUCCUAGCUGAAUGUCUUGCUGAUAACGAUGCUAUGGUUAGAGUUGACUUACGAGACAAUCCGGAAAUAGGCUCUGCUGGUUUACUAGCUUUACACUCCGCUAUGAAGAUGAACACAUCAAUCACACUCAUGAAUUUGGACCAAUCUUGCGCGCUACCUUCGAGUGAAAAGGUUCGACAAUAUCAGGAUGAAUUCCAACGGUACUACGAUGAGAUUCGACAGUUUUGUGAGCGGAACAAGAAAGCUGAUUUGAGCAGAAUAAGCGUGAAGCUACGAGAUGACACUAAUGAAGAUAUAAUAACUGCUAAUAAAGCGAGCGUCGUAGAAGAAUCGCCUUCUGAUCCUGUCCACCCAACGUGUGGGGUUGAAACAGCUUCACAGUCUGAGGGUGUUAAGUUAACAAAGAGAAUAGUGCGGAGUUCUUCAUUGACUUGCACGGAAACAGUCUCAGAUAUCAAUGAGAGGUUACGGGAAAUGUCAGGUUCCACACAUUCAUUAGAUGAGACAACUAAUUUGGCUUCUGUCACAACGAUCAAGAAGCAACCAUCCACCAUACAACCCGAACCUCUGUCUAAAGUCGAAUGGGGAUCUUUACCGUCUAUCCCACAAGCUGUAUCCAGCACACCUCCUGUUCGGAAACUGAGGCGUUUUUCCGUCUCACCUUCUUCAUCAACUUUUGAUGUUAGUGUUAACUCAAAGCUGACCCCAAGACCCUCAUCUUUGGAAAUAGGCAUCCCAUCACUGCCUAGUUCAGAAAGGUCUGGGCCUUCGUCAGCUCCAGUAUGUAUGUCUUUGCCGGACUCUCUGAACCUGUGGACAAAGUCGUCAGAUCGGGUUACAAGUAAAAUACAUGAACCUAUUCCUGAAGUUGCAAGUGCUAAAGAAAGGAAAGCAAUGCAAAUGAGCUGUUCAGACUCUGCCGGUUAUGAAGCCUGUGAAGCGGACGUUAAAACUGUUGUUACGGAUCUUGUUAAUUAUGUAGUAUAUGAGGAGACUUCUGCUGUAGAAAGAAAAGCAUCGCUUCUUCUUGGUAUAGCUCCUGUCAUACUGUCUUUGAAUGAACCAGGUUACACAAGCGAAGCAUCUACUCCUCUGACACCAUCUACCCCGUCCAGAUCAUUUUGCAUCCUUGAAGAUGAAAUGAGUGAUGAAAUGAUUGUUUCAUCGGUUGUUCGAGGUCUUGUACGUGACGUAUUGCGACAAGAAAAAGAAUGUUUGAGGAACACUCUUGAUCGUCGUAGACGAUUGUUAGAGUUUCAAUCAUUGAACAGUCCGAACGUAUAA
This is a messenger RNA of Auanema sp. JU1783, 2616 nucleotides long. Lineage: Eukaryota; Metazoa; Nematoda; Chromadorea; Rhabditida; Rhabditidae. The record is from the annotation of a GenBank genome assembly.